UACAGGAAGCAACCUGUGUGUGUGCCAUGCUGCUCUUCCUUUCCAUGCUAGUCCUGUUCUCACAGCCCGUGGGGUACCUGGGAGCAGAAAUGAAGACGUUGGCACGAAGAUCAGUAAACAACGCCUGCACUCUGGUCAUGUGCGGCCCGGCAGAGAAUGGCCUACCCGGUCGAGAUGGACGAGAUGGGAGAGAGGGCCCCCGGGGCGAGAAGGGAGAUCCAGGUUUGCCAGGACCUGUGGGACCAGCAGGAAUGCCUGGACCAUCUGGGAGAAUUGGACCCAAAGGGGAUAAUGGCUCUGAUGGAGAACCAGGACAAAAGGGAGACUCUGGACCAGCUGGACCUCCUGGACUUCCAGGUGCUCCCGGUCCAGCUGGAAAAGAUGGUCCCUCUGGAAAGCAGGGGAACACAGGACCUCAAGGAAAACCAGGCCCAAAGGGAGAGUCUGGACCCAAAGGAGAAGUAGGUGCCCUAGGCAUGCAGGGCUCUCCAGGGCCAAGAGGCCCCUCAGGACCUAAAGGAGAGAGAGGUGAACGUGGAGUCCCUGGAAAUGCUGGACCAGCAGGACCUGCUGGAGCUGUGGGUCCACAGGGAGCUCCAGGUACCAGGGGUCCUCCAGGAGUGAAGGGGGACAGAGGUGCUCCUGGAGACAGAGGAGCCAAAGGUGAAAGUGGGCUUCAAGACAUCACCGCCCUGAGGGGGCAGGUGGAGACCUUACAGGGGCAGCUACAGCGCCUCCAGGCUGACAUCUCCCACUACAAGAAAGCCAUGCUCUUCCCUGAUGGCCAAAGUAUGGGAGACAAGAUCUUCAAGACAGCAGGCUUUGUGAAAUUGUUCCAGGGUGCACAGGAGGUGUGCACACAGGCUGGUGGACAGCUGGCCUCUCCACGCUCUGCAGCUGAGAAUAAGGCCCUGCAGCAGCUGGUCAUAGCUCAGAACAAGGCUGCUUUCCUGAGCAUGACUGACAAUGACACAGAGGGCAAGUUCACCUACCCCACAGGGGAGCCUUUGGUCUAUACCAACUGGGCCCCCGGGGAACCCAACAACAAUGGUGGGUCCGAGAACUGUGUGGAGAUCUUCACCAACGGCCAAUGGAAUGACAAGACUUGUGGAGAAGAGCGCCUUGUGGUGUGCGAGUUCUGAGCCCCACGGGGCUUGGGGUAGAGGGCAGAGCUUGGUAACUUGGUCAGUGAGGUUACAGCCCAGAUCUGGGUGCUGCCAACAUCCUAAUAAAAAGGUGAUCACGUCUGCCAGCCCAGUAUUCUCUAUGGAACAGCCCCAAAGCAGCACUCCUUAAGGAUGCUUCCUAGAGUGAAAUGUGAUACUGACUUCCCACAGUAGGACAUCUUGGAGAAGGGCCCAGUCUACUUUCUGAUUUGGUCCAAUUGAUCACAUCCUCCUCCUUCAAGCUCCUCCUCCUCUAGGCUUGGGGACACCAUGAUUGCUGGUGUGCUUCUUUUAUCUUUCUGAGUGCUCCUUGUUGGAUUAUU
Molecule: messenger RNA, 1489 nt
Organism: Dipodomys ordii (Ord's kangaroo rat)
Lineage: Eukaryota; Metazoa; Chordata; Mammalia; Rodentia; Heteromyidae
Gene: Sftpd
Product: surfactant protein D
Exons: 8
Coding region: 27-1142 (371 amino acids)
Source: RefSeq, a predicted model, not a curated record